Pocillopora meandrina is the source of this 2982-nucleotide messenger RNA. The record is from the annotation of a GenBank genome assembly. NCBI's taxonomy places the organism in Eukaryota, Metazoa, Cnidaria, Anthozoa, Scleractinia, Pocilloporidae.
AUUUUUACAGGAACAGAAACCGAUUUUUUCGCUGGACAUCGUGCUUGUCCCUGCUUGGAAGGACAUUACCGAACUCAUCUCUUCGAAAAGUGUUUUACAUGUGGCCGAAGCGGGCUGGUAUGCCAAGAUGAGUAUGCCUCACUAAAACCUGGCUUUUGGUGGCAAUGGCGGAACGAGUCCUAUAAACAUCGUUAUGAAUAUUUCAUGAAAAAUAUCGCCCGAGAGUUACCUGCAUUGGAUUAUUUCUCAGUGCAAUAUCCUUAUGCAAUACCAACACCAUACAGAUGUCAGGUAGAGGAGUCUUGCAAAGGUGGUUUGGACUCACCAUGCGGAGAAGGGUAUCAAGGUCCACUUUGCGCUGUAUGCAAUCCAGGGUACCACAAACAAUUUCACUCUUGUGAAAAAUGUCCUUCACGAGCCUGGAUCGCAGCACAGUUAUCUCUCAUUGCUGCUAUUAUAGCGAUAUUGUUGGCCCUUUUAGUAUGGAGAAAGAAAAAUAAUGUUUCAAAGGACCGGGGACUCUCUAUUUUUGACAAUUUGUUGUCAAAGCUUAAGAUCUUGAUUGGUUUUUAUCAAGUCACCCAUGGCUUGCUAGACGUGUUCUCGUUCAUUGAAUGGCCAGAUUCAUUGCAGGUUGUGUCCAAGUAUUCAGGAAUUUUACAGAUGAAUCUGCUUCAGGUAGCACCGAUUCACUGCCUUAGUCACAAUUUACACGUGGAUGCCUUUGGAGAUUUGUUUGUGCUCUUGUCAAUGAACGCCAUUGUUAUCGUUGGUUCGUGUGUGAUCUAUGGUUUUUGGUAUAUGAUGAUCUCAAAAAAACAGGGCCUGGAGGAGGACAAAAAGGCAAGCAAAACUUCACAAGGGAAAGUUCUUGUUUUCAGAAACGUUUUUUUCUUCUUGUACGUGACAUACCUAAGCACUUGUUCGAGGACAGCCAGUGUUAUGCCGUUCGCCUGCCAGAAACUCUGCAAAGAUAAAAGAGAAGAGUUAUGUGACGAGUACCUUAAAGUAGAUUACAGCAUAAAAUGCCAAGGAGCAAAUUACAAUCAUCUUGUGAUUGUAGCUUAUGUUUCAGCUGCAUACAUCAUUGCUUUACCUGCUCUUUCUCUCGUCGCCCUUUGGAGGCAUCGCCGAACAAUCAUAACCAAGAAAGACCGUGCUAAUGGCUCUGAGCCAGAAAUUGUCGAUGGAUUGCGAUUUCUCUUCGAAAAUUACAAACCUCGUUCCUGGUAUUGGGAACUGGUUGAAAUGUCCCGCAAGUGCAUUCUUACAUGCGGCCUCAUCCUUGUGGGUCAAGAAAGCAGAUCCUUCAUUGGAUUGGCCUGGGUUGUUGCCGGUAUGUAUGCAGUGCUUUUCUGCUGGAUCAAACCCAUGCAAGACACUUUUGAGAACAGACUGAUGUCCACUUCUCUUGCCGUUACAAUUGUAAACUUGGGUAUUGGUGCUGUCAGCAGAAUUCCGGCAGAGAACAUAUUAAGCAUGGCGGACCAUCACAAGGACGCUUUGGCAAUGAAAGUACUGAUUAUUGGGGCAAAUACGUUGGUGAUUGGCCUUCUUGCUGGUAAGAUAAAUAUUAGUUUGAUGGGAAAAAAAAACUUAAUUCCAUUUUCUGAAAUAUUAACCACCUAAGUGUUAUAUCUCACACAUUAAAGAUAACCUUAUCGUAUCUUGAAUUUAUCUGAACAGCAACUAAACAUUAAAAUUAAUGAAACGCACAAUAGGUAUUUAGUCUCUCCAUAGGAGCUUAAUUAAUUUGGUUAACAUUUGAAACUACGUAAUUGGUUUAGGUUUACCGUUAAACAGGGAAAGUUCAAUUCUUUGAUCAUUCAUUUUCUUCUUAGUUCAGUACCUGGCAUUCUUACAUCAGUUCUUCAAAGAGUGGCGCAAAAAUCCGAAAUGGUCCUUGUCUUGCUGCCUAGCCUUGUUUCUUCCACUUAAUGACCUUCAAGGCGAGAUACGUGGGAUGGUUGGCAAAAACAUGCUUAAAACACAACUUCAGUCAGGGAUCAUUGGGAAGCCCUCCAUUGCGGCCAGUGCAAAAGAUAGUGGAGCAUUAAGUUUUUCUCCAACCCAUGAAGACAGUGAAAGACAAGAAGGAAGUUCAGUAAAAUCUAGGAUGACCAGAUGUAGCAACACUAAAUGUGACCGUGGGACACAAACAGAAACACUCGCACCAGUAUCUACCGCUACCGCUGAACAUGCACAGGAAUCAUGGAAAGCGUGCCAGCAGAUAACCAUGUGAGUACAUGGCUAGUAAGUUCUUGUUUUCGUUUGUUUGUUUGAUUUUGUGUUUUGGAGGAUGGCGAUGUUGUUUUAGAGAUAUCGUCCACUUUAAUGGUCUAAUAAAUCUUUUGAGAAGCGUCCCUGCUUAUCAUAGAAGAGUUGAAUAAGAUUCCAAGCGACAUGGCUCUACAAAAAGUGUCAUCCUACUACAAAGUCGUCUUCCUUACUCUUAGAAUUGACCUACAUAUUAUAAUAAUAAGGUAUGCAACUUCUUCCAGACUAUAGGCCGACUGACCUCUUAAUUUCGUUUGUGAAAGAGAUGUACAAAAGUGAAAUUUUUUCACACUUGUACAUCUAUAGGAUCUGCCAACCUGUAUCCUUGGUUAGUCGUAGACAUACGAUAUGUUGGUGAUCGUUCAUUUGAAGAGAAAAUAUAAUGGACUCUCUAAUUUGUGAUAUAGAUUUAAUUGUUACACAUUUUCAAGGAUUGUCUUUCUUUUGGGAGACGAUGAGAAUGAGCUCCUACGUACGCUGGUCAGUUACUGUGGUAUUUUCUUAGAGUAAAGUAAGAGUAUGUAAAAGAGACACAAGGAUCCAAUCGCUCUGACAAAGGGCUAACGCUCGAAACGUCAGCCUUUAAACUCUUUACAAAUUGCUCUUCUUUUCAGGAGUCGGCUCUCUGACCAUCACAUACCACUUACUGAAGCAGAGGAAGCCAUCUCAAUAGAAGAAAAGAGAGACAGGAGUAAUGAAGAAUGA